CUCGUGUAUCUAUAGUUUCCUUCUGUUUUGAAACCCAAGCUUAGUGAUUUAGUUCCUUGAGAAAUAUUCUAUUGGUAUUUGAGAAGUGUUUCAAGUAUAAAUCUUUAACUUUCCGAAGAUGGAGAAAAGAGUCGCUUUGGAGUUACGAGGAAGAAAUCCGUCACAGGUCAGGGAGUUGAACUUGGAUAACUGCAGGAGUACCAACAUAGUUGGCCUCACAGAUGAAUAUGUCAACUUGGAAAUUCUCAGCCUUAACAAUGUGGGCCUAACCACCCUCAAGGCCUUUCCAGCGCUCCCAAAGUUGAGGAAACUAGAGCUCUCUGACAACAGAAUAUCCAAUGGUCUGAAUUUCCUCAGUGGUUGCAAGAAGCUGACACACCUUAACCUCUCUGGAAACAAAAUUAAAGAUCUGGAGACACUGAAGCCUCUUAAAGAAUUUGAAAACUUGAAAAACCUUGAUCUGUUCAAUAAUGAAGUCACCGCUAUUGAAGAUUACAGGAGUAAGGUGUUUGCAUUACACCCAUCACUAAAGUAUUUAGAUGGUUUUGACAAAGAAGAUAGAGAAGUAGAAGACAGUGAUGAGGAAGAAGAAAUGAAUGGAAACAAUGAUAGUGAUGAAGAAGGGUCAGAUGAAGAAGAUGACGAUGAUGAUGAUGAGGAGAUUUCUCUAAGAGCAGUCUACAAUGAGAAUUUGGAGGAGGAGAGCUCUGCCAGUUCUCUAUACGAAGGCACUGACGAGGAGGAGGAAGACGAUGACGACGAGGACGGUGAAAAUGACGCCGAUGCUGACCACAAUGAUAAGGCACAAGAUGGUGAAGAUAAUGAGGCAGCAGACGGAGAACCGGAGGAGAGCACUCGGGGUAAAAAGCGAAAACACGAGGACGAUGACGACAAUUGAGUUGCCUUAGCGGAGUAACGUACUAGUUUGUAAGUGUACAGCGCUCCGAUACAUCGGACAAUAAACCUCCUCAGCACCCACCAGUCACUAUUCACUCCCCCUAGUUGUCAUUCGUGAGAUUAGUUCGGGCUCUCUCCGGCGACCUCAUCCGCACUACCACACUACCCCCAAUCGACGUGUUUACUCCAAAGGCAAACAAUGUUUUCUCCCAUUAUUAAUCAAUGUUGAUGUCUUGUGUGAAAUCUGUAGUUUGUUGUCCGACAAGUUAAUGUUUCAAUUAAAUUGUUUAUGUAGUAAUAUUUUUUUAUUCUAUUGACAUGCUUAAUUUUAGUCUAAUCAUUGAAAUGGAAGUGCAUGAUUUAGGAGUAAUUUAAAUGGCUCUCGACGAUUCUUAAAUCUACAAUUUUCAUAUGAAACAUAUUAGAUUUAAGUGGGAAGAAUGUGAGAAACUUGAGGAUUCUUCGUGUUCUUGAAGUUUAUUAUUGUUUUCAAUAUAUUCUUGGACUCCGCCUGUAUUUUAUUGAUGACCAGGUGUUAGGAUUGAUGUGAUAGAAGUCAUGAAAGUGUAUUUUGGAGUCAAUUUUCGAUCCCACAAGGACGACUAUAAAAGUACAAGCUGCAAAUGAUAAAUGCUUUUAAGUAAACCAAAAUUUCUUUUUUGUAUAGUGAUAGGAGAACAUCCUGUUUGAAGAUGAAAGUUUAGCAAAUAACCUUAGGUCAUCAUUGUUUAACAUUCUGUAUUUACAGAAAGUUGAUUAACGAUCACAAAAUUCUAAAUGAAUGCAUUUAAUUUGUUGAACUGAGGUAACCAGAUUUCGUCCUCGUUCCUUGCACUCGAGGGCGAAGUAAAAGGAACUCUUAUUUGAAUUAUUUUUUUCGAAAUCUCGCUAAUGAUAAUUAGAGAUAAUCAUAUUUUCUAGAAUAAAUCCAACGGGCGUAGUAAGUAUAAUCCAAAUAAUUAGAUCAAAUCUUUGAUGUUUCAUGAGUUCAAGAGAGUAUUUUUCUAUCUUUUUUAAAAAGAGCAAUUUAUGCACUAAAUAUAUCAAUGAUAAUAUGAAGUGUUUAGUUGAUGCAUCAUGGUGUACGUGCCAGAUAUGUUGAAGAGAAUUUUAGUUAAUAAUUUUAUUG
This is a messenger RNA of Hyposmocoma kahamanoa, 2026 nucleotides long. It is a transcript of the gene Mapmodulin, whose product is annotated as acidic leucine-rich nuclear phosphoprotein 32 family member A. Gene Ontology annotation, molecular function: histone binding. The record is from RefSeq and is a predicted model, not a curated record. The transcript has 6 exons. Bases 119 to 898 code for a protein of 259 amino acids. Gene Ontology annotation, cellular component: nucleus. Lineage: Eukaryota; Metazoa; Arthropoda; Insecta; Lepidoptera; Cosmopterigidae.